Molecule: messenger RNA, 368 nt
Organism: Colletotrichum acutatum
Lineage: Eukaryota; Fungi; Ascomycota; Sordariomycetes; Glomerellales; Glomerellaceae
Exons: 1
Coding region: 103-303 (66 amino acids)
Source: RefSeq, a predicted model, not a curated record
UGGCCCUAUAAGAACCGAUCCACACGAAUUGAAGAACGGCAUCAUCACGGGACCAUACUACAGAGUCGUGGGUAGCGAAAGAACAUGUGGGUAUUUGGCUAAAUGAAAACUCCGUUCGAGAUGCAGUCUGUACCUCUCAAAUUCCAUCCCCAAAAAGCCCGCCUCCAGCGCCAAUUCCAUGCCAAGACAAGCAUCGAAAGAGAAGGAACGAGACCGUUGUGUCCGCCAGUCCCUCCAGAGAUGGACCCCCAUCUCGAUAAACAACCCCCUUCAGGGAAGCCAAUUCAAAAAAGAGAGGAAUGAACCUCGCCACCCACCCAAACCACCACAAUUUCAUAUCAGUCAUUAUACCCCCCUUCUCCAAGGUC